GUUUCUGUGUUCAUAACUUACCAAAUUCUCACUUAACCAAUUUUUUGUAAAUUUUAAGUGAAUUGUCAAAUUUUCUCGGAAUGCAAAAAUAUGUUUGUUUUUUAAAUGAGUAUCGUUUGCGCCUUUAAAUCCCGAGAUUCGAACAUGCAGCUGUUUUGGAAUUUAAAGCUUUUGGAGGUUAAUUCCCAGAUUCGUGGUGACCUUUUGCUACCCGCGAUGGGCGUUCAAAAACGACGUUAUGAGCCGUAUUUUACAUAGAGCCUAAUGAAGCCGUUAGUUGAAAACGCUUAACAUGUGGGAGUUCGUGCUAACCGCUGUGAUAUCGGUACCUUUAGUGAUGUCGCUGGCGAUGUGCCUUUGUUGGAACCGAAAAAAUCCAAAAAACGAGUGGCUCGGCGUGGACGGAAUGGUGACGCAGAAGAACCCCGACGAAAACGUCAAUCAUCUGCCGUCGUCGACUUCGUUCGUCAAUUCCGGCGCCGAUAAAAGGAACACUGCCACGAACACUAGGCGCAGCCUGCCCGAUAUACCGGCCUCGAUGAGUGCUACCGUAACGUGGGCGGUGAACGGGGACAACUCUUCGGAGCAUUAUGCCACUCUCGGCCAGUAUCAGAACGCGGUAAAAAGCAACGGAGAGGUGGUCGCGAGCGCAACGCGGCCUAGCAUAUCCCAACAAAGCUCGGUGAGCCAGGCGGACCAGUUUUCUCCAUACGAGCGGGUAAAAUACGAUAAGAUCAAAUCGAAAGAGCACCCUUACGCUCAAGUGCAAUCGACGUCUCGUCACGCCAGUUACGAUGAACAUGACAUGACGGUAGAGGAAAGGGUCAAUUUGCUAAGGAUCGACGCCGCGAGUUCUUCGAAUGAACAGUCCGCUAGAUCGAGACGAUCUUCGGCACACAGCAGCGUCGGGCUGGACAUACCAGCCGCGACGGCCGUCGCCGGCGGAGUUGCGGCCAGUCCCGACUUGCCUUACAUGACCCCGCCCGUUACUCAGGCCAAUUUCAGCGGCGACUCGCAGGAGUCGUCCAAGGGCUACACUAGUAUUAGCGUCAGGGAGCCUUUGGCCAACAUUAUAGGCCAGAAAAACGACCCCAAACGGGAACUCGACGUGCACUAUUCCACCGUUUCUGACGAUUCUGACGACGUUUACACGACGAUCGCCGAUCCCAAUCAAAUAUACACGAGCGAGAGUGAAACCUACGCCAGAAUUAACCCGAUGUCGGUGGCGCACGAGGUGGAGGUCCAUCAUCAGCCCAACGACAGCUCUUCAAGUCAGGAGCUGUACGAACCGCCGCCGCAUCCGGUGCCGCCAAGUGUCGACAGUCUGAAACACGUCACCCAUUCACGACAGGCCUCGUCGUCGAGCUCGGUCGCGAAUAUAGGGUCCCCGAAACCCGAAAAACGACAGGCGAAUUCGCCCCUGCCGCCGCCUCCAUCCAUAAACGUCGAACUCCACUCAGCAUCUCACAAUUUGGACGACUUGUACGCCAAGGUACAUAAGAAUAGUAAGAAAGACGAGCACGAAGAAAAAAACAACGCUGAAGAGACGGAAGAGGCGAAAUUAUCGAGGGAGCACAAUUACGAAACGCUCAAGAAAAUCGCGAGGAACGUGAGCGACCCCGGAUACGAGAAAAUAAAAGGGGGAGCAGACUGCGAGCCCGGAUACGCGAGCAUUAACGGUCCCGAGAGCAUCGCGAGUUCGGACCCCGGGUACGAGGUUCUGAGGGACAGAAUGCCCGCUUCCGAAGCUCAUUCCAAGGUCAAAUCGGUUCUCAACGACGGUUAUUCCGUCGUCAACAAGAAGAAACCGCCUCCGACGAUGUCGGCCUACGACGGCGAAGUCAACGAGCCUAAUUACACGACCGUAGAGUCCAACGGCAGCGAUACCGAUCCGAAUUACGAGUCGGUACACCAGAACGAUCCCAAUUACGAGAGCGUCAAGGAUUUGGAAUUACCUUACGAGCAGCUGGAAAAUUCCCGCACGAGUUCGGACAUUUCGGGUUACGAGAAGAUAAAAGGCAAGAAUUCGUCGGACAGUUCGAACAGUGAGAGCAGGACUACGGAAGAGCCGCCUUACGAGCGGUUAAAUAACGAUACGGAAGUGCCUGGCUACGAAAAAGUUGGUGGUGGGGGGGCGUCGGAACUAGCGACCGAUAUACUGAAUAUUCAUGACGAAAACGCCAUUUUCCAAGUUUAGUGAAAAGGGAUCUAGACGGUGUUGAGCUUUCGUAUUUCUGAUAAUAGUAUUGUUUUUGUUAUAUGUAUCUUUUAUUUAUAUUGUAUUAGAAGAAUGUCUUUAAUAUAUUGCAACUAUAUUUAUUUGAUUAUUAACUGAGUACUUUUAUAUUGAGAUUUAAUAUAAUUUUCGAGCGCU
Molecule: messenger RNA, 2374 nt
Organism: Cylas formicarius (sweet potato weevil)
Lineage: Eukaryota; Metazoa; Arthropoda; Insecta; Coleoptera; Brentidae
Exons: 1
Coding region: 293-2197 (634 amino acids)
Source: RefSeq, a predicted model, not a curated record